This is a messenger RNA of Laccaria bicolor S238N-H82, 345 nucleotides long. RefSeq lists its product as uncharacterized. The coding region runs from base 1 to 345 and encodes 114 amino acids. The record is from RefSeq and is a predicted model, not a curated record. Lineage: Eukaryota; Fungi; Basidiomycota; Agaricomycetes; Agaricales; Hydnangiaceae. The transcript has 4 exons.
AUGAAGUCGUCCUCUCUGUUGUUUAUGACCACCUUCGUGUACGCUGGCAAUUCGCCCUCUAGAAACUUCAAGUGGCUUCUGGCAAAGCCACCAGGAUUCGGCAUUUGUGUAAGGUAUGCUGAUGACGGGCGUGGAUACGAUGACGUGCACAAAGAGAAGAUUGACCAGAAUGAAACGGGGCUCAAGUUUCACCAAUUUUUCACAAUGCACGGCAACAAUCAGGGCCCUUACACUUGGCCAGAUUUUGUUGUUGGGACUAACAGUCACGAGGCUCCAAAUGAGAAAGAUCUAGCGAUUUCGUUGUUGGGACUAACAGUCACGAGGCUUCAAAUGAGAAAGAUCUAG